Molecule: messenger RNA, 2575 nt
Organism: Prunus mume (Japanese apricot)
Lineage: Eukaryota; Viridiplantae; Streptophyta; Magnoliopsida; Rosales; Rosaceae
Gene: RR18
Product: response regulator 18
Biological process (GO): phosphorelay signal transduction system; cytokinin-activated signaling pathway
Molecular function (GO): DNA binding; DNA-binding transcription factor activity
Source: RefSeq, a predicted model, not a curated record
UCUUUUCUGGGGUUGUUGAAAAAAGACCCGGAAAGUUGAAUCUGUUAAUAAAAACUGCAGCUUUUGCUCGAGCCCUUAAUCUCUGUUUUCUCCUCACGCUCUUUGAAGUUGUUGAUCCACUAUGACUGUGAAGGCCCAGAGGGGAGGUUUGGUUGGUGAGGAUGGGGCUAUGGACCGUUUCCCGGUGGGUAUGCGUGUCCUGGCUGUUGACGACAAUCCAAUUUGUCUCAGAUUAUUGGAGGGGCUCCUUCAGAAUUGCCAGUAUCAAGUUACUACGACCACUCAGGCAGUCGAGGCACUGCUAAUGUUGAGGGAAAGCAGAAAUAGGUUUGACCUGGUGAUCACUGAUGUAAGUAUGCCAGACAUGGAUGGCUUUAAGCUACUUGAGCUCUUAGGGCUGGAAAUGGACCUACCUGUGAUUAUGUUGUCAGGACAUAGUGAUAAAGAGCUUGUAAUGAAGGGAAUCGCCCAUGGUGCUUGUGACUAUUUGUUGAAGCCUGUUCGAAAGGAAGAGCUCACGAAUAUCUGGCAACAUGUAAUCCGAAGAAAGAAGUUCGACUCCAAGGACCAAAACAAGUCAUCCAGUCAAGACAAGGCUUGCCAUGAAACUGGAGAAGGGGGACAGGGGGUUUCACCAGCAGGCAGCUCAGAUCAGAAUGGAAAAUUCAAUAGAAAAAGAAAGGACCAAAAUGAAGAUGAGGAAGAAGAAUAUGAAGACGAUGAACAUGAGAAUGAGGACCCAUCCACCCAAAAGAAGCCUCGGGUAGUUUGGUCAAAAGAGCUGCACGGAAAGUUUGUUGCAGCUGUACAUCAGUUGGGACUUGAAAGGGCUGUUCCUAAGAAAAUUCUUGACCUCAUGAAUGUUCAAGGACUCACGAGGGAAAAUGUGGCCAGCCAUCUGCAGAAAUAUAGGCUCUGCCUCAAAAGACUCAGCAGUACUGCAACCCAACAAGCUAGCAUGGUUGCUGCUUUUGGGGGGAAAGAUUCCUCUUACAUGCGCAUGGGUGCACUAGAUGGGUUUGGAGAUCUACGGUCCUUAGCUGGAUCACGAAGACUCUCAAAUGCCACUUUUUCACCAUACGCACCAGGUGGGAUGCUUGGUAGAUUAAACUCCCCGGCUGGUUUGAGCAUACGAGGAAUUACUUCUUCUGGUCUGGUCCAACCUGGUCACUCCCAAAACUUGAGCAACUCUAUUAGUAAUCUUGUAAAGCUCCAGCCAGCUCUGCCUGCAAACCAAAGUCCAAAUUUGUAUGAAUCAAUUCCAACAUCAUUAGAACUCAAUCAAUUGCAGCAGGGCAAGCAUACUGCUCACAUUGGAGAGUCCAAUCCCAAUAAUGAUCCAACAAGUUAUUCAGUACCCUCUAGCUUUCCAGACACAAGUGUGUCUGUUAGCUCAAUUCAUUCUGAUUCCAUUACUUCAAGCAGUCCUUUGAUAUUACACAGGAACCCACAACAAGCACUUGGUAUGGGAGUAUUUGGAAAUCGGUCUUCUCUUAGUUUGGCUUCAUUGAAUCCAGAAUCUUUUGACAUUGGAAUCUCCUCUAAUUUUCUGGAUGACAAUCGAUGUAGUGAAAGUUGGCAGGUUGCAGUUCAGUUAUCUAAGUUUCCAUCGAAUGAUUUGCCAAUGAGUGAGCCUUUCGAUCAUGGUCAAUUGCAUGCGAAUAACUUGGGUCUUUCUUCUACUAGGCCUGAAAUUGGGAACAGUCCAAAUGAUUUUUCGUCUUUAAGUGUUCUUCCAGGUCCUGCUGCGGAAUUAAGAGGAAAUAUGUGGAACCAAGAAGGCUUGAUUGGAGAUGUUGUGCCAACCAUGGAUUGCACACCAAAGCAAAGGUGGGAAGAACAUAAGCGAGAUUACGACCACAACUUGAAUCUAACUUUCAGUGCCACAAAUCCCACGGUUUCUGCUAAUGUUAUUGUGAGUCCCCUAAGCCAGAGUUUGGACCAAAGUGAUGCAGUCUGCAGUAAAAAGAUGAAUUCAACUUUAUUUGACCAGUUAAAUGGGGCCGCUCCUACUGUCAUGCAGCUCAGUGAGGUUGAGAAAGCUGCCAUGGGAACAAAGAUGAAGCCCAGUGAGGACUACCCGUGGGAGCAAACAAAGUCGCAUGAUGGUUUAGUUCAAAAUAGUUAUGAAUCGUUGAAUGAUAUCAUGGGUGCGAUAAUGAAAGGGGGACAAAACGAGAAUAUGCUAAUGGAUGGAGAGUUUUGGAUUUGAUGCUUACUCUCUAGGAUAAUGUAUAUGAUCAGCCUACACUAGUGCUAAUUCCUGCCGGAUAUAAUGGUGGCGGCAUCGCAGCAGUUUACUCCUGCUCUAUGAGAAACUUGUAUCAUUACGUAAUUUCUUCAUCUCUCUCGUGUAGUUUUUCUUCCCAUCUUCUACUCAUGUUCUGUUGCCAACUUUUAUGUCCUUGCAAGUUGCAAACAGCAAACUCGCAUGUUUUCAGUUCUUUCUUCUGUUUGGAGUAAUGGGCUAAUGGCAUAAUAAGUUAGUCAACUUUCUGUAUAUCAUUUUUUCAUAUUUUCUUCCUUGUUUCCUUUUACAAUUAUUUACGAUGAAAAAACGGACUCUUUAGCUUAA